AACAAAACGUCAGAUUGAGCUCUCCUCCUCCAUUCUGAAAAAUGUUUGAGUAUCCACGUCAAGAUCGCCAUCUCGAUCCACAUGGCAUCCACUUGCACUGGAACGGGGCAGAAACACAUGUCAGGCGACACUUGCAACCCGCCAGUUGUGGAGCAUCCGAUGGCCUCCGUCCUGCGUCCGCUGUCCAAUGAGCCCGACGACUCCUUUGUCCAUGCAUAAUCGCUGAUAAAUGUGGCUUUCGGUGCUGCAAAAAUGAUUUGUUGAUAAUUAAUGCAGUCGCCUUGGGUGGGGGCAACAAAAAAUGGGGGACAAACUGCCCGAAACCCGUUUGCCGCAUGCCGCAUGCCGCAAAAGAAAAAAUCGUAUAUAUAAGAACAGCAGCCAGCAAUUUGUGCCAAAGUCGUUGUUGUUGUUGAUGUUGCAAUCAGGCCUUAAAGGCAAUCAACGCACAGUAAUUCAUGCCGCCUGACAGCAGCAGCUCCAUUCUCCAGACUCCAUCUCCAGAUCCCAUUCAGAUCCCAGUUCCCAUUCCAAUCCGAAAUGAACCAAGUGAAAAUUGUUUCCUACAAUUUUUCUGCGCCUGCGUCACGCAGCUAAUUGCAAAGAGUGGAUGGGGGGUUGGUGAGGUGGGAGGUGGGGCCAACAUGAUCGCAAUUAAUGGGGCCAAAGUUAGUCGGCUGCCUAAUCGUGGUCACCUGAUCAAUUUAGCACGCAAUGUAAUGGGCAAGGCAAAAAAUUAAUGAGCAAAGGGGAAGAGCGGGACGAAACAGAAAUUGCAAAACAAAAACUAGAAAACAAAUUUUAAGGACUCCAUAAUAUUAGGUAGAAUAGGUAUAUUACGUAGAACUUCUUAAUUUCACUGCAAUUAAUAGGUGUUCUCAAAUUAAGUGACUAAUUUGAUGAAUUUUGUGGGGAGCUAGCAAACAAGUUGUAGCUUAAAACGAUUAUUAAGGCACUCUAACUGUUUUUUAAAAAUAAAUUAUUUAGUUUGUAAUUGGUUACCCAAAACAAUGUAAUUCAAAACUUUAACCUGUUUGCGUAUUACUCUGCAGCCCUGGAAAAGUUAUUAGAAAUUUCAAUUAGGCAGCCCUGGUAGCGUCUAAUUUACGUAUGUAUGCGUUUCAUUUGUAACUGUUUUCAACGUUAUUCGAUUUAAUUUUGCAAUUUCGAACAUGAAUGUGGACAAAGCCAGAGACGAGACGUUUGAGAUGUCCGAGCAGGUGUGGAAGGAUGCGGAGCAGUGGCAAAGAGGUAUCCACAAUGGUCAAGCGAUCAUGAGGCAGAUCAGGGCCAUAUAUCUUAAGCUCUUCACGGCGGAGAAUAAGCUGAACAACGCGGACUCGCGUAAGGGGCUCCAGUCCACAGAGAAACGGUUGAACCACUUGUACCAACGCCUCCAACGUCCGCUCGCCACGAUAGGCAACAUUUUGAAAGCCCUGACCGGGAUCAGGGACAACACUGCCAGGAUGUUGAACCGCUUGACCCUAUUCAUGGACGAUGAAACACUGGCGAAGCACAGGAUACGGCCCAAGCUCGAGAGUUCCAAGCUCCUGAUGAUGCUGCAGUUCCUAAGCCACCGUUACGAUACCGAAUGGGAGGUCAAGGAAAUGGUCGUGAACGACUUGGAGAGAAUCAGCAACUCCUAUGAUCUGGAUCUUUCGAUUCAGUGCUGGAGCACUUGCAGUCACGCCGGAGGUCCGGAGUUCGCCAAGCUGAUGCGCGAAUAUUACCAGAUCAUUGAUCGCCGGCAACCUUUUUGAAGACAUUUUGAAACGAUGUUAAGUCCUUUGACGGGUAUCCCAAUAGGGUUCAUUACAUGUUAAUCCACUAGUUUAAAAAAAAAACUUAAAGCUUUGAAUUUGAUGUUAGUUUUAUUUGAAAAAUGGUUUUUUAGUUUGUAUUUGUUACCGCCUGUU
Drosophila sechellia is the source of this 1916-nucleotide messenger RNA. RefSeq lists its product as uncharacterized. The coding region runs from base 1173 to 1760 and encodes 195 amino acids. The transcript is spliced from 2 exons. The record is from RefSeq and is a predicted model, not a curated record. Lineage: Eukaryota; Metazoa; Arthropoda; Insecta; Diptera; Drosophilidae.